This is a messenger RNA of Solenopsis invicta (red fire ant), 2863 nucleotides long. Its product is annotated as transmembrane channel-like protein 5. Gene Ontology annotation, cellular component: plasma membrane. Bases 490 to 2613 code for a protein of 707 amino acids. The transcript has 11 exons. The record is from RefSeq and is a predicted model, not a curated record. Lineage: Eukaryota; Metazoa; Arthropoda; Insecta; Hymenoptera; Formicidae. Gene Ontology annotation, molecular function: mechanosensitive monoatomic ion channel activity.
UUAUCUGCGAAAUAACUGCAGAUUAUUUUAAUACUCUCUCUUACACGCACAUGCACAUCGAGAGAAAUUAAUUUAGAAAAAUAUAUAUAGCUUUUAAUCUAAAUUUCAGGUUUUUUUUUUUAGUUAUUUGUAACUUAAAUUUAACGCAAUCGUAGUAGUGAAUUUCGAAGAGUUGUAUGGAUUCAAUUGUGCAUAUAGUUGACGUUGGAAUUUUAUCAAUGCGUCGUCGAUCGAGAAGAUAAUGAAUUAAAGACGCGAUCGAAUAAUUACUUGUAGAAUUUCGCAUCUAGCACUCGGAACCAAAUUAAAUGAACUGCAAAUAUUAGAGGAUAAUUAAACAUUUAUUAUAGAUUGCAAUGCAAACAUAUACAGGCUAAUAUUUAUCUUUUCCUUGCUGGGAGGAUAUAAUCAUUGCUGAUCAACGACUGUUUUUUAAUUGUUAAAUAGCAAUUAUAUUUAAGAAAACAAAUAAACAUCAGUUUUACCAGAAUGUCUUUCGGAGUUCAAGAAACAGGACCUUAUGAGUCUUCAGAUCAGUACAUCCAGAUGCAGCAGCUACUGCCAAGAGAAAGAAAAAAUGAUGGAUACACCAUGUCAGAUAAUCUAAAUGCCAUUAUUCCAUAUGCUACUUUAAGAAUGCGCAAUGUCACUAGUUUAUCUAAUGAGGAGUGUGCUAAUGCUAUUGCCAGUCACUUGCAAUCAAGCAAUAAGUUUAUGCAGAAUGAUCCCCAGUCAGAACAAUUCAGAAUAGAGACAGUGAGGACGAUACCGCAGUGCCUCACAGUGAAAAGAUCUGUUAAAUCACAGCUGGUGGUGACUGCUGAUCAAAAGACGAUUAAAAAAUCGAUUAGCUGUUGGAAAUUGUUUCAAUAUAAUGUUAUUUUAAAGUUUGUAAAGAUUUGGAUGAUAAUGCUGAACUUUUUAUCGACAAUGAAAUUAUGGCAUCAAGCGAUCAAAGCCAUUGAGAGUCAUCAUGGAAGUGGUAUAGCAACGUAUUUCAAAUUCUUAAGAUGGUUACUCUUUCUCAACACAAUUUCCUGCAUUUUGAGUGUAACUUUUAUUGUGAUUCCACAAUCUUUAGAUCAAACACACGUGUCAGACAAUAUUAAAGUAUUGGAUUUUUUAACAGGCAGCGGCUUUUUAUCUCACACAAUCAUGUAUUAUGGUUUUUAUUCCAAUGGCACAGUAGAUGCACCAUUUGGAACCAAAUAUAGCAUUCCAUUUGCCUAUUUCCUAACUCUCCUUUGUUGCUAUGUAAUUACGUUUGUUGUACUCUCUCUCAAAGUUAUAUCCUCUUAUAAGUCUUACGUCGAGACACGUGGAAAAGUGCAUAAUUUAUACAGCAAUAAAAUAUUUUGCGGGUGGGACUUCAGCAUAUCUUCGCCAAAAACUGCUGCUUUGCAAUCUGCAUCAAUUUACAAAGAACUAGAAGAGUUAUUAGCAGAAACGAGACAACACUUACGUUUGCAUUGGUUUGCCAAGUGUAUGUCAAUUAUAAUGCGACUUGCAGUAACGUCUAUUGUUAUAUUUAUCAUUUGCGGCAUUGGUGCACUUGUCUGGAUACUGUUAAGCCAUUACGAAGUAGAAGUGCCAGCAACUAUUUCGGUUAUGAUUGUACCAAUAAUCAUUACCACCAUCAUUUACAUUUUUCCAGCAAUUAUAUCCUAUCUAGUUUCGCUAGAACGUUACGGCAGCAAACGUACGGAACUUUAUGUGGCAGUCAUCAGGAAUUACACGGUUGCUGCAACAAUAAUUGGUACUUUAUUUGUCUUCUGGGUAAUCAACAGUACAUCAUAUUGCUGGCAAACGUACUUAGGAGAAGAAAUCUAUCGUCUUAUCAUAUUGGAUUUCAUUGCUUCACUAUUCGGAGCGUGUUUGCAUUUUAUACGUUUCAUGGUAUAUAAAAGAUUUUCAACGAAAGUCGGCAGACCGGAAUUCGAUAUCGCACGCAAUACUCUAAAUCUCAUAUACAAUCAGACGCUCUUUUGGAUGGGAUUUUAUUUCAGUCCAUUAAUAUCCGUUAUGAUCGUGAUAAAACUAAUUUUCACGUUUUAUGUGAAGAGGUAUGAGCUGAAAAGGUAUUACCAGCGGCCAUCGCAGCCUUGGCGAGCGGCAAAAACGCACACGCUGUUUCUGGCACUUGCGUUUCUCAGCAUUAUUGCUGUAUUGUUCACAAUAGGAUAUGUUAUCACAAAUGUGAAAAGUGAUGAGUGCGGACCGUUCAGAAAUCAUCCUCACACUUGGGAUUUUAUCGUCGACGGGAUGUUAUCGUUGAAGAGAGAUAGUCCGUUCUGGAACGUUGUUUCGAAACUUACGAGGCCAGUAACCGGCGCUGCGAUACUGGUCGGCAUGUGUAUUGCAGUGUAUUGUCUUCGGGCAAAAGCAAACGCGAGUAAGGAGCUCAUACAAAUUUUGUCUAACAUGCUUCUUCUACAAUCUCAAGAUAAACAAUUUCUCUUAAAAAAUUUUGGUAAAUGUGCUAAUAAACGUGUUCCUGUUUCUAAUGAGAUUAAUCCUACCCAGGAUGUUGGACUUACUGAGCAAAAUCAUGAAAAUGAAAUUUUACUUUCUCGCCAACGCAACUUAUCAUCGACUAGUUUCGAAGAAACAUGAUUAGUUAAUAAUAUGCACUAGUUGACAAUUUGGCAUAACAAACUGCUAAAGCAUUAGAAAUUUUACGAUUAAUUAAAAUCUUACGUUUAAUUUUUUUACGGUUAUAAUUACUUUUAAAUUUCAUUUAAUAAUAUUAUUCUCCUACUUCAAAUUUGCCAAAAUCUGAACAUUCAAAACUGUCAUAUAUGAUAAAAUAGAAACAUAUUUUUAACUUCUUAUAUAAUACUACAUAAUAAAAUAAUUAAAAUUA